Molecule: messenger RNA, 4395 nt
Organism: Orussus abietinus
Lineage: Eukaryota; Metazoa; Arthropoda; Insecta; Hymenoptera; Orussidae
Gene: inaD
Product: multiple PDZ domain protein
Exons: 19
Coding region: 854-3115 (753 amino acids)
Molecular function (GO): protein binding
Source: RefSeq, a predicted model, not a curated record
UCCAGAGCGCAACAAUGGAUUCGAUUUCCCGCAAAAUGUCGAUAGUAGAGCUUGCUUCUCCGUUCCCUGGGAGAUUCCUGGGGACAGAUAUGAAAUAAGAGUCCAGCCGAGAAGAAGGCUCGUUAGGGAAACUCACGUGCUCGAUUUAACCUCCCCAGAUUGGCGCGUCCCCGAAUUCGCUCCAGAGGAAGAGGCAGCCAAGAGAGGAGAGGAGUCGACGUCUCCCCUGGGAUCGAUCCGCCCUGAGGAAGAGCUCUUUCCGGAGGAGACAGUUUCGACACGACCUUCGAGUAAGAGCAAACGAGAGGCCGACACUCAGACCCAGCAGCAGAGCAAGAGUACUCAGUGCGACCUUACCGAGAGCCCCGAGAGAUCGAUAAGGGCCUUAAAGCAGAGCUGCACGCAGAAAUCCACGAGCAGCCCCAAAAGAGAGGUCGAGACCCAAACCGAAGGAGAGAACAAGAGCACCCAGUGUUACGCCGAGAAUUUCCCUCAGGCUUUUCCCAGCAAGGACCACAAGAUCGUAGAGACCACCGAGACCUAUAGAACUCCAGAUUUCCCAGCGAGUCCUAAAAAGGAAGCAGAGGUCCAGACCGAGCAGGAAUCCAAGGCUGUCCAGUGUGGAGACGGCCUUGAUCUUGAACUCGAGGCCCUACCAGGGUCGAGGUCCUCGUUUGGUCAUGAAGUAAGGUCCUCUGGUAGAGAGACCUCCCUCAGGGUCGCGUUUCGAAGCCCGGAACGCAGUGUCGAUUUCGAGAGCCCUCGGGAGUCGGCCUUCGAGAGCUCCGAGUCCUCCUGCGACAGUCCAGGAUACUCCUUUCCUGUCGUUCUGCUCACACAGGAGGAUCUCGAGAUGACGGUCACCCAUGGGUACAGGGACAGAGAUGGAAACGUUGUCUGGGCCAAACAUUGGGGCCCGGAAAGACUCGUCGAGAUCUACAGGGAUCCCAAGUCCAGCCUUGGUCUCAGCAUCGUCGGGGGAAAGGUCGACCUGUGCAACGAGGCGGGCAACACUCAAAAUAUAUCCGGCAUCUUCAUCAAGAACGUCUUGCCGAACAGUCCUGCCGGAAGAACAGGAGAGCUGAAGACCGGAGAUCGGAUAAUCGAGGUGGACGGCGUGGACUUGCGAAGCAGUACCCACGAACGUGCAGUAGAAGUGAUCCAGGCUGCCGGAAAUCCUGUGUGUCUCCUGGUGCAGUCUCUUGUGCAUUUGAGUCCCGAGGAUGAGAGACGAAUGCAGGAUGAAAGGAGGAACGACGGUAGAACCGCCAGACAAGGAAGCAGGGAUUUCCUAGACCAAAGUGGGGUCUCCAUGGGAACUCCCACGACUUCCUUUUUUCAAAAGCAGCAAAGUUCGCCUGGGAGGUCGCCGGAAGUGAUACAGGAAGGAGUGCAAGACCCAAAUAGGACCGGAAUCGGAAGGACAGAUUCUCGGAGACAGUCGAGUAGAAGAGGCGUGGAUGGAGCCGGACCGGCAGCGCGAAGAUCCUCCAUGAAGAAGUCAAUUCGCAAGAAGGCCCCUUCUCCGCCGAAGGGAACGCUCGGCGAGGUCGCCGAGGAACGCGAAGAGCAGCCGCCACCUCCGAAACCGAAGCAGGAGGCCCCGAAGAAGAAGUACUCCUCGGACGAAAGUUCCGACGAGGAAGACACUCGAGAUCUCGAGGGGAACGUGUACACGAAGGCUGGGAUCGAGAUCUCGAGGAGAAGUGCGGGGAACGUAAAGCGAACUAAGGAGGAGAUCGAAGCGGAUACGGAACAGGAAGACGAAUUCGGUUACACAGCUAACAAAGUAAAGAAGAAGUAUCAUGGGACCGGACACCCUGUGGCAUUGGUGGCGUUGGAGAAGGACAGAAGGGGCUUGGGCAUUUCGUUGGCUGGACAUAAAGACAGAAAUAGGAUGGCCGUCUUUGUAUGUGGCCUCAAUCCGAAAGGCGUUGCUCAUAAAACCGGAGGCCUACAGAUCGGGGACGAGAUAUUGGAGGUGAACGGUAUAGUAUUGCAAGGCAGAUGUCACCUGAACGCUUCUGCCGUCAUUAAGGGAAUGCCCGGUGCCAUAUUCAAAGUCGUAGUCAUGCGGAAGCCUUCCGGUCUGAACGAUCUCGCCGUGAAGCCGAUCGUACAAUUUCCACCGUCCAUCGACGACAACGAGGAACUUUUUAAUCAGUACAAAGGAGUGCGACUGAUAUCCGUGAAGAAGGGUCAAUACGGCUUGGGCAUUAUGAUAAUUGAAGGGAAACACGCCGAAGUCGGGCAAGGAAUAUUCGUAUCGGAUAUUCAGGAAGGGAGUGCCGCCGAACAGGCUGGUCUGCAAGUCGGCGACAUGAUACUCGCCGUGAACAUGGAUUGCCUUCUAGGAUCUACCUACGACCAGGCGACGAAUCUUCUUAAGAAGACAGAAGGUGUUGUGAGGCUAACCGUUUGCAAUCCGAACCAAAGUAAAGUAGCAGCAGAAGAGGAAGCAAAGGCCAAAGGAAUAGAGUUGAAGGUAGAAGAAAAACCGAAAGAGCCCGAGAAGCCGAAAGAACCGGAACCACCGAAAGACCCGAAAGACUGCGAAAUCUUGGUCGGAAGAGAAACGACGAUUGAAUUCCCGAAAGAUAAGGAUAAAGCGAUCGGCUUCGACGUAACGGGAGGAUCCGACACUCCUGUGGGUGGAGUGUUCAUACUCGACGUGUUUCCGGAUGGUGCAGCAGGAAAGGACGGUCGAUUAAAACCGGGGGAUCAGAUAAUCGAGAUGUGUCACGAAAGCUUUAAGGAGAUAGAGCAGGCGAAAGCACACGAGGCGGUCCUCAAAGUGACCGUGGGCCCGGUACUAAUGAUAGUGUUUCGUGAUGAGAAACCACCGGAAGAGAUAGAUGUUGAGCUUCAAAAGAAACCUGGCAAAGGAAUAGGUCUUUGCUUGACUGGCUUCAAGAGCGGCAAGGGAGCUUACGUGUCGGACAUGGUUGCAGGCUGCAGUGCGUUAGAGAGUGGGAAAAUCGUGAAAGGCGACAGGGUAAUAUCAGUAGGUGGACAGGACGUACGCGAGUCUCCCGUCGAGGACAUUGCUGUACAUAUGAAAGUAUCUAACCCGGUGCAACUGAAGCUCGCGAGGUAUAAAGCUGCCAAGCAAUGACAGGGAUCCGCAAACAAGACCUGCACAUCCCUCGACCCGUGCCCGAUACCGUGGAGGGUACCGUGCAGAAAUAGGGGACUUUAGUGUGAUAUAAAUUUAAAAGUUAGCGUUAAAGGAGCUAAGCUUAGUCUAGACUAAGAUGUAAAUGAUUUAACAAAGUCACACUUGUACGUAGCACUACCAAGUAGUAUUCCGAAGGCCACUGGACGUAGCGAGUGAUUAUAAAAUAUUCGAUCGUAAGGGGGAAAUUCUAGGAGAAUUUGGAGGACGAUCGAAGGCUUCGUUAUUAAGAAUUGUAAUACCUAGGCGCCCACUAGACAAUGGUCGUAGAUACUGCGAUCGCAAAUGCUAAACUUCAAGACGUCUGCAUUACUUUUUCACGACGGUUUUGGAACCGGGAGAAAUACUCGCCGUGAUACUCAAGCUUCUGCCCGAGAGUAUUCUAGAUAUACAUAGCGUCACAUCUCCGAGUCUAAUUUCAGGAAUACCUUAAGCAUCCCGAGGUAUUUUAUACGGAUGAUUUUUCUUACGAUGGCUACAACGUCCCAAGAGGCUUGAAACCGCUUUUAGCGUUAAAUAAUGUACGCGUGACUCGUUGACCGCGACACGCGUCUUGGGAAAAUGCAGAAGCAGGAUUUCUGUCGUACCGGGGUUGUUCCAAAAGUAAUCUCUCAAAUUCUUUCAGGCUACCGUGCCCUUCUGUUCGAUUCAGCAAACCCGUGCCAAACAGCGGCGCGAUAAAUGCCAUCAUUCGGUGCAUCGAGAAAGUGCGUUGUUACGGAAGAAUGUUAUCACCACGGUAUCACUGCCAAGCAAUCAUAAGUCGCUACAAGUUAAGUACUACAUUUUCUUUAGCGUCGAUCACACCGCUCGCAAGUAUACAACUGAUUGAUGGCAUCCUGAUCGUAAUGCUACCGAGGCUAGGCAAGUGCUCUCGCAAAGUUCAUUUUGGUACCCGGAAUAUUUGGUACCAUUAUUCCUUCAAUUUAAUUCCGCCUUCGUGAUCUUCAAUUUCGCGCGGAAUGAAAAUCCGGACAUUACAUUUGAGCAACCCUCGUACAAACUAGAAAGGACCAGGAUCCACGUAAUUCGUAAAGUUGUAUCUUUAUAAGAUCUAGAUUUAGACGUUGAUCCGAUGCGUAGCGUCGAGAUAAAUUUUACACUACCUUAAUUGAACAUGUAAUUGACAAAUAGAUAGAUCAGACUUCGAUUUCACGCUAACACCCUGACAAUGUACAAUAAAAAGCUGUUUCUACUUAGGAAACAGGCACGAGCAAGAG